This is a messenger RNA of Spinacia oleracea (spinach), 1865 nucleotides long. Its product is annotated as hyoscyamine 6-dioxygenase. The record is from RefSeq and is a predicted model, not a curated record. Bases 108 to 1133 code for a protein of 341 amino acids. The transcript has 4 exons. Lineage: Eukaryota; Viridiplantae; Streptophyta; Magnoliopsida; Caryophyllales; Amaranthaceae.
UCCGUUAAAUACUGUCAGCAAAUCCUUGAAUAUUUGUCAUCCCUCACUCUUUAUUCUCUCCAAGUCAACUCUCAUUUCUUCCCUUGUCAAAAAUUAAAGAUAUAGUAAUGGAGAAGUUUGUAUCAAGCUGGAGUGAUGGUAAGACAUUGCCGGAAAACUAUAUAUUCCCACCAGAACAAAGACCAGGGAAACUCAUCCUUCCUACAUCCAAUUACGUUACACCUGUCAUCGAUCUCGGGAAAUUAGAUGGGCCUGAUCACUCCAUUGUUGUUCAUCAGAUUCUUCAAGCUUGUCAAGAACUUGGAGCUUUUCAGGUGUUUAAUCAUGGGGUGGCUCGAAGAUUAAUGGAUGAUGCAAGACAAAUGUUGGACGAAUUCUUUAAGCUUCCCGCUGAAGAUAAAUCAGCACUUAUCACUUCAGACCCUAACAGUAAAUUCAAAAUGUACACAAGUACAGUUAACUAUGAUGAAGAAAAGAUUCACCUAUGGAGGGAUGCUUUUCAACAGGUAUGUACUCCUUUGGAAGAAUGCAUCCCACAUUGGCCGGCGAAACCUGCUAAAUACAGGGAGAUUAUUGAGGAAUACACCAGAAAAGUAAAUGAGCUGGGAUUGCGAAUUCUUGACCUGAUAUGUGAAGGACUGGGAAUAGAAGCAGGAUACUUUGCAAAUGAGCAGAGCCAACACAUAGAGCUGAUUGUUAAUCAUUACCCUGUAUGCCCUGAUCCUACUCUUACAUUGGGUGUUGGUAAACACAGUGAUCGUAGUCUCAUUACCAUUCUUAUGCAAGGAAGUGUCCCAGGGCUACAAAUUUUUAAGGAUGAUGAAUGGGUUGGUGUUGAUCCUAUUCCUGAGGCAUUUGUGGUUCAUAUUGGUAACAUUAUGCAGAUAGCUAGUAACGGAAAGCUCCUAAAUGGAGAUCAUCGAGCAGUGACUAAUGCGUAUGAAGCUCGUGAAAGUGCAGUCCUUUUCUUUAUGCCAACAAAGGACUGUUUCAUUGAACCUGCAAAAGCUCUUAUCACUGCAGAGAAUCCUCCACUCUACAGGGGUUUCCGGUAUCAUGAGUACCUUGCAGCUCACAAUACAGCUCGUCGAUUGAAGGAUCCUGACCUCUUGCUCAAACCAUUCCGAAUAUAAGGUUAAAAACACCAUCUCAUUCACUGUUUUUCAAGGUCAUGUUUAUCCGCAUACAGCAUUUAAAGCAAUUAUACUCAACUCAUAACAUUUGUAUCGUUUGGAAGUCGAAAUAUUGGUUUUUAAACCGUUUGUAUCUUAGUCUCUGCUUCUUUUGACAUAUAACAAUUUUCAUUUUCCUUUGUUUUUUCUUCUAAUUCUUUACAUCCUUUUGUAUCUCCUACCAAUCUCAUCCACCAUUUUUCUUUUUCCAUUUUAAUUUUGACUCCGUUUUAUUUGGAGCACGUAAAACGCUAUGAGUGCAAUAUGAUUUUCCAUGGAAAAUAUUUUAUAAGGGAAAACACAAUUUCAAAAUAGUUUCUUUUGUUUGGUUUCUUAAAAGAAAAUGGACGAAGGAAGGGAAAGUGAGGAGAAAAGGUGGAAAAGUGUUUUCCCUCCCUUUCAAAUGGAAUUUUUUUUCCUCUUUUGAGAGAGUAUGAGAAAUUGUUUUUCAUCCCUUGUCAAACGCAAAGGCUACACAUACCCUUUGGGGUAUGUGGGCCUUGUAUACCCUGUUCAUUUGUUGGGCGAAGACACCUUAGCAGUGCCACAUCAGAAACGAAAUUUCCUCUGGUUAAAAGUUGAAUUUUUUUUCCUGUUUUUUUAAUGGAUGAUACCAAUGUUGUGAACAUUUUUCCAGUUCUUCACUCGUGGUAGCCAUGGUUGUUGAAGAUCUUCAUUCGUGAUGUAAAUGAA